AUGGGCUCCGACAUCUGGGUGGGUCCUUGGCGGCCGCACCGGCCCCGCGGCCCCAUCGCUGCGUUCUACAGAGGCCCGGGGCCCAAGUACAAGCUGCCCUCCAACACGGGCUAUAUCCUGCACGACCCGUCGCGGCCCCGCGCGCCUGCCUUCACCUUCGGCCUGCGCCUCCCUAAGCAGCAGACUGACUGCAGCCCCGGACCUGGUUACCUGGUGCCAGCUCGCAUGACCGCGCGCGGCUCUGACAGCACCCCCGCCUACUCCAUCUACGGCCGCCCGCGCCUUAUGGCGCCCAGCCUCACUCCCGGACCUGGAAGGUACUCCCCAGAACGAGCGGGGAACGCAGCAUACCCCAGUGCGCCUCGGCACACCAUCGCCCCUCGAAAUUGGGGCAUGCACACCGAGCAGCACAUACCAGGCCCCGGGGCCUACACCGUGCCCUCGCUCCUGGGCCCGCGCGUCAUUGGUAAAGUCUCGGCCCCAACUUACUCCAUCACCGGCCGCAGCACAGUGGGCAGCUUCUUAGAGGACCUCAGCAAGACCCCGGGUCCCUGCGCCUACCACGUGGUGAACCCUGGCAUAUACAAGUCGCGGGCUCCCCAGUUCACAAUGCUGCCACGGACUUUGCUCCACCAAGACCGCAGCUUGAAUCCCGGGCCCGCUGCCUACAGUGUGGACCAGCACCAGAAGCCAAAAGGCUGGAGCUUCGGCAUCCGGCACUCAGACUAUCUGGCCCCGACCGCGACCUACAUGGAUGACUGA
Molossus molossus (Pallas's mastiff bat) is the source of this 762-nucleotide messenger RNA. It is a transcript of the gene CIMAP1B, whose product is annotated as outer dense fiber of sperm tails 3B. Bases 1 to 762 code for a protein of 253 amino acids. The record is from RefSeq and is a predicted model, not a curated record. Lineage: Eukaryota; Metazoa; Chordata; Mammalia; Chiroptera; Molossidae. The transcript is spliced from 6 exons. Gene Ontology annotation, cellular component: cytoskeleton.